Molecule: messenger RNA, 609 nt
Organism: Paracoccidioides brasiliensis Pb18
Exons: 1
Coding region: 1-609 (202 amino acids)
Source: RefSeq, a predicted model, not a curated record
AUGACCUCUCGCUCCACCCUCUCCCUCACAUCCCUCCUCAUCCCCCUCCUCAUCCUGAGCCUCCACACAAUCCCCACAGCUGCCUCUUCCUGCAUCCGCACCAAUGACGUCGAGCGUUGCUGUCCCGGCACCAUGCGUGGCGGCAUAACCUACGACAAAGAUGGCCUAAAGCCCCAAGGCGUCUGCUGCAUAACCCCAGACAGCACCCUCGAAAGAAGGAAAAUCGACCCUCUCCGCUUCAUCCGCCGCCAGACGCUAGGCACCAACGGCCUGCCCACGGAGUGCGACGAUGGCGAAGUCACCGUCCCCCUGAGCGCCAAGGACUAUGACAAGCAGGUAUCUUCCGUCGUGGCUUCGAUUAGCAGUGAGGCGUCUGUUGCCUCUUCGGCGGAUGUCACUGCUGCUGCGACUGAGAAUGCUCGAACCACUCAGACUGCCACCACGACUCAGGGCGCGGGCACGACUCAGGGCGCAGGCACCAGCCGGCCUGCGAGUCCGAGCUCGACCAUCAGCACUGGGGGUAUGCCCGCGGCGACGGGGCGGAUAUCAUAUUUUGCUGCCGCUGGAGGGGCCGUGGUGGCCGUGGUAGCUGUUGCUGGCGUCUUGUAG